UUAACCUCCACACAGUGCCGGACGGGAAAUAACUUAAAACACGUUUUAUUUUUUAAAGUUCCUGCGAAUUACACGUCCCCGGGCUCAGUAUCACCCCUAACGACGACGCCGAAGUGUUUUAUUCUACUUUCUGAUCCUCGGCGGAGCGCAAACAGAGAGGAGUUACCAAAGUCCCAGACACGCUCCAGCGAUGGUGACUUUACGCACGGGAUUUGAAGGCUGUUUGAACUGACUCCUCUUGUUUUGGUCUCAACGCUGAACCUCUUUUGUCAUAGCCCGCAAGAGUUCUGAAGUUUUCCAGACACACGCAGCCUAAGAAGUGAAUCCAGGUGACGUUCAUGAAUUUUAAAGUCGUCCACAAGUGAGAAGAGGGUGUUGGAGUUGAAGUCUCUUAUUUCUAAUGAUGUCUUCCAUGCGAGCAACGCCUCCCUUUCACCCACCGUCUGAAGAAGAGGAACCGAUGGGUCAGGACAAUGUGGCCUGGCCCAGUGACGAGCGAGACGGCCCAAAGGAGACGCCGUCGCCCUCUUCGCAUGAGCGGCCCCACCCGGACGAGCUGCAGCCACUCAGAGAGAAGCUGACGGAUGCUGAGUGGGAGAACGCGGUGCCUGCUGCGAUGGACAAUGAGAGCAGUAAGGGCUGCUCAGUCUACUCCUACCGGACUAACUCUACCUCUCCACCCAAGCCAGAAGAGUGUUCCAGGGAUCGCGGGGAGCCAAUGACCGGCCUCGCCUUUGGGACGCCAGAGCGCCGCAAAGGAAGCCUGGCAGACGUGGUGGACACACUGAAACAGAAGAAACUCGUAGAGCUGACCAAGACAGAACAAGACGAACCAACUUGCAUGGAGAGGCUCCUCUCCAAGGAGUGGAAGGAGCGUGUUGACCGCCUGAAUGCCAACGAACUGCUAGGGGAGGUCAAAGGUACACCAGAGUCACUGGAGGAGAAGGAGCACCAGCUUUCCACCAUGAUUGGUCAGCUGAUCAGUCUGAGGGAGCAACUCCUCUCUGCCCAUGACGAGCAGAAAAAGAUGGCGGCCUCACAGCUGGAGAAGCAGAGACAACAGAUGGAGCUGGCCAGGCAGCAGCAGGAGCAGAUUGCCAGACAACAGCAGCAGCUCCUGCAGCAGCAGCACAAGAUAAACAUUCUCCAACAACAGAUCCAGGUCCAGGGUCACAUGCCUCCUAUGAUGAUCCCAGUGUUUCCUCACGACCAGCGGUCUCUGGCUGCUGCCGCUGCUGCACAGCAGGGCUUCCUCUUCCCACCGGGCAUGUCCUACAAGCCAGGUGAGAAUUACCCCAUGCAGUUCAUUCCAUCGACAAUGGCAGCUGCAGCAGCGUCUGGACUCAGCCCGUUACAACUACAGCAGCUGUAUGCCGCCCAGCUGGCAAGCAUGCAGAUCUCACCAGGAGCCAAGAUGGCUUCCCUCCCGCAGGCUCCCAACUCCUCUGGUCCCCUCUCCCCCUCGGCCCUGAAGAGCGAGAAACGAGCAUCCAGUCCUGUCUCUCACAUUAAGGAGGAAGGAUCCACGCAGCCAUUGAACCUCUCAGCCAGACCCAAGACAGCCGAGCCUCUUCGCUCCCCAACGUCUCCAUCUCAGAGUCUCUUCUCCGGAAACAAGACCAGCCCUACAGGCAUGGGCAAGGGCCGCAUCCCAAGCCCCAUCUCCAACAUGGGCAGGAACACCUCUUUGGACAUCCUGUCUAGCCUCAACUCCACAGCUCUUUUUGGGGACCAGGACGCGGUGAUGAAGGCCAUCCAAGAGGCCAGGAGCAUGAGGGAGCAGAUCCAGAGGGAGCAGCUCCACCAGCAGCAGCAGCAGCAGUCGGGACACCACAGUCUGGAGGCCAAACUGUCAGCCCUCAGCAGCAUGAGCCUCAACAACGGCAACAAGGAGCGACUGCACUAUGAGACACUGGGCCAGCACCUGGGGAAGCUCGGGGACGAUGCUGGGAAGAUGGUCCAUCGAGUCAUUGACCUGACGAGACCAGAAGAUCUGGAUGGUUUCCUCUUCUUCAACCACUCCUCUCAUGGGAGUAACAUCACAGAGGCGCGAGUGUUCAGGGAGGCGCGGGGAAGGAACAGUGCUGAGCCCCACAUCAAGAGGCCCAUGAACGCCUUCAUGGUGUGGGCCAAAGACGAGAGGAGGAAGAUCCUGCAGACCUUUCCCGACAUGCACAACUCCAACAUCAGCAAGAUCCUUGGCUCUCGCUGGAAAUCCAUGACCAAUCAGGAGAAGCAGCCAUACUAUGAGGAGCAGGCCCGCCUGAGCAAGAUCCAUUUGGAGAAAUAUCCCAACUACAAGUACAAACCGCGGCCCAAGAGAACCUGCAUCAUUGACGGCAAGAAGCUGCGCAUCGGAGAGUACAAGCAGAUGAUGCGGUCACGGCGUCAGGAGAUGAGGCAGUUCUUUGUUGGCCCUCAACCACCGAUGCCUCUUGGCAACAGCCCAGGUGGAGUCGGCGUUUACCCGGGUGCCAUAACCAUGGCAACAACAGCCACACCAUCCCCACACUUGACCUCAGACUGCUCCAGCAACUCCGCAAGCCCUGAACCUGCCAUCCCAGUCAUCCAGAGCACGUAUGGGAUGAAGUCCGAGCCUGGUGGUGGAGGCAGCAAUGGCAGUGGGGUGGGAGCUUUGGAUCUGCCCAGCGACCCCACCAAUGGUGAUGAUGACAUGGACAUGUACGAGGACUUUGAGGAUGAGCCCAAGUCAGACUAUAGCAGCGACCACGAGACACAGGAGGCCGUCAGUGCCAACUGAGCACGCUCAGGAUGUCAGUUGUAGAAAGAGAAAAACAGAACUCCUGUUAUACUCAGAGACACUUUUUAAAAACACAGUUUAUUAAAGAGACCUUCAGGCAAACUUUCAGGACAUGUUUCAUCAUGCACUGAGCAUGCCCAGACAGGAUUCAGACUCAGCAGACAUGCUCAAAAAGUUCUUGGACAGUAACUCCAUUGAUGUCCGUUUGAAGACGACGGCUGACAGAAACAAAUGUGACUCGAGCAAACAACCCGAACAGACAUUCAGACAUCCAACUGACAAUGAACUUCAGUUUCCUACACUUUGACAAUCUUAUCAGGAGUGAUAGAGGAGAGAGAGCAAGAGAAAAUGAGAGAGUGGGACAAAGGACAAAUGAGCGACGAACACAUUGCUGUGUGGUUUGUAAAGAGCAUGCAUGGAUUUUGAAGCAUCAGGAAAAGGUCUUCAACAGCUAUUUGGUCUUAAAUGUGUAAGGAGUGAUUUAGUUUUUAUCAUUAUGUAUUUACUUUUUUGUGUUUUUGUUUCCUUUUUGUUCUUUUCUUACUGUUUUUUUUCUUUUUCCUGACAGGUCACUGCCUGUACAAACUCUGGACUGUCGGAACUUGAAAUUUGAAAAAGUUUUAAUAUAAAUCCUAGCUAUUGUAAUCUUAUAGUCUUACUUUGUUUCUUACGAAUACAGUGCAUCUACAUCUUGUUUUCUGACAAACUGCUUACAUUACAUUUUUUUUUAUAUCCCAGCUCAGGUAUGAUGUGCCAGCUUGUGAAUGUGUUUUUUUUUGUUUGUUUUUGUUUUUUGUUUUUGUUUUCAUACAAAAGAGUGGUAGGACUUUUCAGACUUUCAAUGAAAUAAAGGGAGUUAAAUCCCUUAUAUCACAUUAUUAUUAUUAUUAUUAUUAUUAUUAUUAUUAUUAUUAUUAUUAUUAUUAUUAUUUUUUUUAUUAAGGUAGGUAAGUAAGCAAGUACCCAGGCAUUGUACAGAUUUACUUGUAAUGUGCCAAACCUACAUUCACAUUUACUCGGGAUGUUGUAGUCUUAACUUCCAAUGCUGCAAAAAAGUCUUAUACAAUCAGCUUUUUCUAUCAGAUGAGAUGAGUUUCUACUCGAUAAUUGCUGGCUCCCCUCCUGGCCCAAUCACAGGCAGAGCUCAGGGAGGUUUUCAUCGCACUCGCUCAGUCAAAGACACACACACACUUCGAUCUGUGGCAGCCCCUCCAGAUUAAAGAUGUAGUGAGACGAGUUUGUUCUUCAGUUCCACUGCUUUGGUGCUUUGAUGAACCACAUUGCCCAUAGUUCCUUGAGGCAAAACAUCAGCACAUUGUGAUGUUAGUGCAGUAGGGUGAAACCAAAUGCCAAUCUUUGACAUUUGAGUCUGUCCCUUUCAACCUGGCCAAAGAUAUAGGAGUUUUUCUGGCUUAAUUUCUGCUGAGACACUUAGACUUUAAAGAGUUCUCUGUUCAUUCAGCAUCAGAGGAAAGGGGAUGAGCAGCCCCAGAAUUACCCUACUGUAGGAAAAGGUAUUCUAAUAUUCUGGAUCCCUUCACUGUAUUUUGAAUCGUGUUUUGAAUUGGUACAAAAGUGUACAAAAUGUUACUAUUUUUAUUAGCCAAUAUUUGUAAAUGUCUUCUCAGCAUCACAUGGGAGAGAUACACCAAACUUGUGUUUUAAAAAAAAGAAUUUAUAUAGUUGCAAAAUAAGAGGUCUGUUAUUUCAAAAAGGGUACCUUUUUCUACAUUGCAUGUAUAUUUUGACGUAAAUUAUUAAGAGAAGAAUGGAGGUAAAAAAGGUGCAUAGUUCUCAAUCUGCUUCUCAGUCAAACACCAGUCAGAGCAAAAAAUUUCCACAGUCUGAACUGAGAUGUUCCUCUUUCGUCUUGGUGUGGCCCAGUGGUCAGCACCAUGCUGGGUGUGCACACUUUUUCCUCUCUUUUACUCCAAUGUCACAUUCUUUCUCCGAAGACAUGUUUUGUUUUGUUUUGUUUUUUGUCGCUUUUCACUACACUGCAUUUUGAUUACUUUCAACAUCGGGGCGCUCUGGUGGUUUCUGGGCACUUUGUUUAGCUGUUAGCCGUUUCACACAUCUUCUGACUUCCUAUUUCUGACCAUAUCUGGCAGUUUUUACUUGGAAAAGCUUCACAAGCUGGGACUGAACAUUGGUUUUUGCUUGCAUCACAGUAAACAAAAAGCCUCAUGCAUAGACAUUUCUGUUAGUGUCAUACGCAUCCUAAGCACUGGAUAUAAAUUCUAUGUUUUUUUAAAGUAUUGACUAAUGUGAAGUUGUUGUUUGAUUUUCAACAUGAUAAAUUAGAACAGUCAAAAGUCACGUUUGGACUCUAUAGGAAGCCUCGUACAUGCCAGGCACAAGUAAAAUGCCAUUUCAUUAGAAGCAUUUCAUUUAUCGAAGCAAGUUUUGCUGCCGCAGCUCUCGUGGGGUCACGCCACCUCUGAUCUUUUAAAACCUCAUGCUCUUGUCUGUUGUGACCUGCAGAAGCGGGACAUAAGUUUCCUGGUCACAUACAUUUUGUGAUGAGUAUUGUAUUUGAAAUUAAAUUGUGCGUUUUAACAUUUCAUUGUAUUUAUUAGCCAGCUUUGGCUCUAAAAAGUGUCAGUACAACUUGGUGAGAAAGACAAUCAAAAAUAAAUAAAUAAAUACAAUGAAAUGUUAAA
Messenger RNA from Plectropomus leopardus (leopard coralgrouper), 5424 nucleotides. NCBI's taxonomy places the organism in Eukaryota, Metazoa, Chordata, Actinopteri, Perciformes, Serranidae. The record is from RefSeq and is a predicted model, not a curated record.